AUGACGGAGAGCAUCGCAAACAAAAUACGGACAAAUUACCCGGGAUUCAUUAUUGAAGAACGAGGAUUGGUUGAUGUGAAGGGAAAAGGGCCAGUGUUCACAUGUUUUCUCACCGGAUGCAUUGGAUCUCGUCAAUCUCCCGAAUUUGUCAUGAAUGAACCUUCUGAGUACCCUACAACUAGACCUUCCGACGAGUUCUUCCAAUUUUGA
Molecule: messenger RNA, 210 nt
Organism: Ostertagia ostertagi
Lineage: Eukaryota; Metazoa; Nematoda; Chromadorea; Rhabditida; Trichostrongylidae
Source: the annotation of a GenBank genome assembly